AUGGAUUGUAUCUUUUUAUGUCCGUCUUUUAAUUAAAUAUUCAUCAAUAUUAAUAAUUUCUGGAGAUUAAAUCCAGAAAAUGACAAAUUAUAUUUUAAGUAAUAUUUUGAAAUAAUAGACUCUAUGUAUUUAUCGAAUGCAUCCUCCUCGAGUGGGAAAUUUUAGAGUGCUAAACAACAACAACAGGAAUCCAUUAAGGUCAAAGAAUAACAGGAUUAAACUAUUAAUUCUGAAGGGGAUCUGGAAUCUGAAUUUAAUUAGGAUGAAUAAUAUUAGAGAUCGCAGCACAAUCAGAAGAACUAGAAAUUCGAAGCAUCUGAAUAGGAGGUCGUAUCUAUUGAGGUGAAAAAGGAAAUGGUAUAGGUAGAGCAAUUGAACACUGAAAUGCAAGAGGAGAAACCUUUAACUUUGAAUUUCAUGAGUAUGCCUUCUAAUCAGAGGAAUAAUCUUCAGACUUAUAAAUCAUCAAAUAGGAAACUUGUUCCUAUUAAUCAACAUAGUUUAAGUUAAUCAAUGAUAUCAAAUAUGACUUUGAAUAAUAAAGGGGCAGGGUUUCGUAAAAUAAAUGCGUUCUAUUAUGAUAGAAUAGGAGAUUAAUUGAGUUUGAUAUUCAUGGAAAAUAAGAAUAUAAUCAAGUUUCUAGCAAGAGAGACAAAGGUGUUGAUUUUGGUUGUGCAAAAUGAGAUUGGAGAAUUCUGCUUUAUUGAUGGGAUUGAUUGCUCUAGUUAUUGGGUUAUGAUUAUGGUCAUUUGUCAAAUAAUAGAUUCUUUUUAAAUUAGGGAUUGUAUUCUGCAAAAGUUGAUACAGGUCAAGAAUGGGAGACCUUUGAUGGAGUACUUUGUAUUGAUCUUAAUGACAAUAUUAACAGAUUUUAUUAUGAUAUUUUGGGUUGGAUUCAAUGAAGAUUGGCUCUUUAUAGUAUAUGUCUAUAUAAUUGGAUUGGUUGUGUUUUUCAAUACGUUUAGAAUGAAGACAUGGCCAAGUUAGCUUUUAAAAGGCUUAAGCUAUUUCUUGUAUGAUGUCACAAUAAUUGGAUUGUUGUUGGUUUGUUUUAAACUACUGCCUUCAAUAAAAUAGUCAUUGAGAGAUCACAAUCCUGUGGCUUGGAAUGAAUAUUACAUGUUCAUAUAUGCCUUUUUGGAUUUGGGAAUGGAGAUCAUAAUGGAUUUAACGUUGUCGUUAACCAAAUUCAGUGAAUUGUAUAUUUACUAAGGUUAGUUGUUGAUAAUAGGUACAAGAGUUGGGACAUUGAUUUAAGCAGACAUGGCAAGAUUCGAUUUUUGGUUUUGCUUAUUUUUCUUGAUAAUGUUUAGGAUCAAUAACAUAUCAAUAGUAUUUACUGUAUUUUUUAGACGAUUAAUCUAUUAUGCAAGUCCGAAUAGUUUGAAACCCUAUGUAUCUAUGGAAGAGACAAAUCUAACCAGAAAGGGUAAGAAAUGGGAAGCAUGUUGGGAACAUUUGUUUUGGAUUAUCUAUUUCUAUAUGUUCAUAAUCUCAGGAAGAACCUUCACCAAUUGGGUUUUUGAUAAAUCCUACAUUUCGAAUGGGAAAUUUGAGACAAGCAUAUGGGAUGGAUAUGAGAAAUCAAAUUAUAUGCCUAUUAUUGUAUGGGCAUUUCUGUUGAAUACCUGA
Molecule: messenger RNA, 1632 nt
Organism: Paramecium tetraurelia
Lineage: Eukaryota; Ciliophora; Oligohymenophorea; Peniculida; Parameciidae
Exons: 5
Source: RefSeq, a predicted model, not a curated record